Striga hermonthica is the source of this 582-nucleotide messenger RNA. Lineage: Eukaryota; Viridiplantae; Streptophyta; Magnoliopsida; Lamiales; Orobanchaceae. The record is from the annotation of a GenBank genome assembly.
AUGGGUUGUUCUUCCUCAGUUCCAGAUAGAAAUACUGCGCGGCUAGGCGGCAUUAAUCGAGACAAUGAUGCUGCGGUCGAUGCAAAGAAUCUCCGUGUUAAGCUGGUGCUUUUAGGUGAUUCUGGUGUUGGGAAAAGUUGCAUUGUUCUAAGAUUUGUGCGUGGUCAAUUUGAUCCGACAUCCAAGGUUACUGUUGGAGCUUCCUUUUUGUCUCAGACUGUAGCCUUACAAGAUUCUACUACCGUGAAAUUUGAAAUAUGGGACACUGCCGGACAAGAAAGGUAUGCUGCUCUAGCACCUUUGUAUUACCGAGGUGCUGCAGUGGCAGUUGUUGUGUAUGACAUAACCAGUCCUGAAUCAUUCAAUAAGGCACAAUAUUGGGUCAAGGAGUUACAAAAGCAUGGGAGUCCUGAUAUUGUCAUGGCUUUGGUUGGUAAUAAAGCUGAUCUUCAUGAAAAACGAGAAGUGCUAGUUCAAGAUGGAAUUGAUUAUGCUGAAAAGAAUGGAAUGUUCUUUAUCGAGACCUCUGCAAAGACGGCAGACAACAUAAACCAGCUCUUUGAGUUCCAAUCAGAAGAAUAG